UAGGAAUGGAGCUGAGCCUUCAAGAAAUGGUGAAAAAACCAAUCCACGAGAUCCCAACGCGGUACGUUGUGGAUCAAGAAGCCUUGAUUUCACGCUCGUCUGAGGAAAUUUCAUCCUCAACCGCAGCAGAAAUCCCGGUUCUCGACAUGGGAAGCUUGCUCAACGAACAAACGAAAGCCUCCCAGCUCGAGAAGCUGCACUCAACAUGCACCCAGUGGGGCAUAUUCCAGCUAGUGAAUCACGGGGUGAACACAUCAUUGGUGGAGAAAUUGAAGCAUGAAAUCAAAGAAUUCUACAAUCUUCCAUUGGAAGAGAGGCUGAGAUACAAGAUUAGGGAGGGAGAGGUUGAAGGGUAUGGUCAAACAGUAAUUGUUUCUCAAGAUCAAAAAGUUGAUUGGGCAGACAGAUUCUAUAUGAUCACUAAUCCUAUUCAACGCCGCAAACCUCAUCUCUUUCCCGACCUCCCUUCAUCACUCAGAGAAGCCCUAGAAGCCUACAUCUCCGAGCUCCAGAAACUGUCAAAGGCGAUAUUCGCGGUGAUGGCGGAGUCUCUGAAGAUGGAACCUAGCGAGGUGGAGGAGAUGUUCGAGGACGGGAUGCAGUCACUGCGAAUGACAUACUACCCGCCUUGCCCGGAGCCGGAGAAGGUGAUGGGGCUGACGCCGCACUCGGACGCGAGCGGGAUCACCGUCCUCCUCCAAGUUAACGGCGUCCAAGGCUUCCAGAUCAAGAAAGACGGCGUCUGGAUGCCAGUCCAUUUCAUGCCCGACGCCUUUGUUGUCAACGUAGGAGACAUCCUUGAGAUAUUGAGCAAUGGGGAGUUCAAGAGCAUCGAGCACAGGGCGACGGUGAAUUCGGAGAGAGAGAGAAUAACGGUGGCUAUGUUUUUUAACUGCAAAUACGAAGCGGAAGUGGGUCCGUCGCCGUCGCUGUUGACGACACAGCGGCCAAUUUUCAGGCGGCUGAAGAUGGAGCAGUACGUUAAAUAUUUCUUCGCCAGGAAGCUCAACGGGAAAUCAUUCCUUGAUUACAUGAAGAUAUAA
Molecule: messenger RNA, 1043 nt
Organism: Salvia splendens (bonfire salvia)
Lineage: Eukaryota; Viridiplantae; Streptophyta; Magnoliopsida; Lamiales; Lamiaceae
Product: protein SRG1
Exons: 4
Coding region: 6-1043 (345 amino acids)
Source: RefSeq, a predicted model, not a curated record